Messenger RNA from Entelurus aequoreus (snake pipefish), 1317 nucleotides. RefSeq names its product zinc finger protein Gfi-1b-like. Gene Ontology annotation, biological process: regulation of transcription by RNA polymerase II. The record is from RefSeq and is a predicted model, not a curated record. NCBI's taxonomy places the organism in Eukaryota, Metazoa, Chordata, Actinopteri, Syngnathiformes, Syngnathidae. Gene Ontology annotation, cellular component: nucleus. Gene Ontology annotation, molecular function: RNA polymerase II cis-regulatory region sequence-specific DNA binding; DNA-binding transcription factor activity, RNA polymerase II-specific. The coding region runs from base 139 to 1212 and encodes 357 amino acids. The transcript is spliced from 6 exons.
CCAGCGUCACCUGUCCGCGCGACACCUGGCAGGCGGCGCGCCGUCUGCCGCGCAUGCGCAACGUCUGCGGCGUGAGCUCUUCUUAAGGGCGUCCCGAGGCGCGUCUCCCCGGCAGAGAGACGCUGCAGGGCGGGGAGGAUGCCUCGCUCCUUCCUGGUGAAGAGUAAGCGGGCGCACAGUUACCACCAGACACGCACCCUGGACCUCACCUGCACAGGUCCUUGGAGUGAUGGUGCGCAGUGUCCCCCGCCGGGUGUCCUCCCGGGUUGGGCUGGUCCGGCAGACAUGGAGGAGGAGGAGGAGGAGGAAGAGGAAGAGGAAGAGGAGGUGACCGCGGCCUUCUCCCCGGCCUCUCACGCCACGGACGCGGCGGAUUUCUUGCCCGAGUCCCCGCUGAGCUGCUCGGGCGACUUGUGUGCGCCCGCCCGCCACUAUGAGGGCUUCUGGAGGCCGCCAUCCCCGUCUGCAUCCCCGGUAGAUUCGAUGACGUCGUUCUCUCCGCCAGCGGACGACGCGCCGCCUUUCGCGGUUCCCUUCCGGCCGUACGACUGGAGGUGCUGCGCGGCGCACAGGCACGAGCACGAGCACGAGGCCUCCUCCGUGUACGCGUACGGUGGUCACGCCGCGCUCCUCGUGCAGGCCCACGACACGCGGCGGCACGCGCCGGAAGUGCUGCAGUGCGCGGGUUUGAUGCUCGGCGGCGCCUACAAGUGCGUCAAGUGCGGCAAGGUGUUUUCCACGCCGCACGGCCUGGAGGUUCACGUCCGCCGCUCGCACAGCGGCAGUAGACCCUUCGCCUGUGAGGCCUGCAACAAAACCUUCGGCCAUGCGGUCAGUCUGGAGCAGCACAAGGCCGUGCACGCUCAGGAGAGAAGUUUCGACUGCAAAAUCUGCGGCAAAAGCUUCAAGAGGUCAUCCACGCUGUCCACGCACCUGCUCAUCCACUCGGACACGCGGCCAUACCCAUGCCAGUACUGCGGCAAGAGGUUUCACCAGAAGUCGGACAUGAAGAAGCACACCUUCAUCCACACAGGUGAGAAGCCGCACAGGUGCCAGGUGUGCGGCAAGGCGUUCAGCCAGAGCUCCAACCUCAUCACGCACAGCCGCAAGCACACGGGAUUCAAACCAUUCGGCUGCGAGCGUUGUGGCAAAGGCUUCCAGCGCAAAGUGGACCUGCGGAGACACAAAGACACACAACACAACCUCAAGUGAAACAUGUCAGCCGCUGCUCAACAAACAAAAACAUUAUUUAUUUUUCAACAAGGAAAUACUUCAACACUAAAAUAUGUCACUGGGCGUGUUCAAUAAAUCAUCAAU